Molecule: messenger RNA, 654 nt
Organism: Symbiodinium sp. CCMP2456
Lineage: Eukaryota; Dinophyceae; Suessiales; Symbiodiniaceae
Source: the annotation of a GenBank genome assembly
GUGGUGUGUUUUGUGCCACCUCUGAAUCGCUGCAAAAAGGUCCUGGCGGAGCUGCUUUGCCGGCGGAAAGAAGGUGCUUCUGCCCGAGUAUCUGAGAAAGUGGUGUUGUGGGACAAGAGUACAGAGAGGGAUGGCAAUGUGGCCAUUGUGAAGGUGGGUGGGGUGUGCUUGUCGGAGGUGCUGGCAAGCGCAUUGGGGCGGUUGAUCUGGCUUCCAAUGUCGGUGGACCUGUCGCCAGUUGUGAAUGUGAUCUUGUACCCGUGGGUGUCGUGCAAAGUCGACAGUGGUGGUGGGAGGGUGCAAAGGUAUGGCAACGUGGCUGGUCUGCGCGCUCUGGGAACAGGUAGUGAUCGUUUGCGCAUGGCUGUAAUUGCAAAUAGUGUGCCAAACUUGGGUUUGGCGUUGAAAGGCUGCAGCGUUUUUCUGCAGUUGUUCUGUUUGCUGAUCAGUGAGGCUGGGGUACUGCUUGAGCAGCUCCUGGAUGUUGGUUCGGACCUCCUGCUUUUUAGGGUCCGGGAUGCGGAGCGAGCCGAUCCACCGUUGGAUGCCAGCAUCGGAAUGGGCACCGGUGUAGUUCUGCGAGAACCAUUGCGAUGUGCCCGAAGGCUCUGCAAAAAUGUCAGGCUUCGCCGGCUUGGCGGGUGCCCCUGGUAA